Molecule: messenger RNA, 912 nt
Organism: Penicillium lagena
Lineage: Eukaryota; Fungi; Ascomycota; Eurotiomycetes; Eurotiales; Aspergillaceae
Product: protein ERV29
Exons: 5
Coding region: 1-912 (303 amino acids)
Biological process (GO): Golgi organization
Cellular component (GO): membrane; endoplasmic reticulum; endoplasmic reticulum-Golgi intermediate compartment
Source: RefSeq, a predicted model, not a curated record
AUGGCCCAAAUCCGCGGCACUGCGGGCUACAACCUCGGCCACCAGAACCCGUUUGGCGGGCCCGGUAGCGCCGAUGCCACCAGCGACCCCAGCCCGCUGGAUGCGAUCCGUGAGCAGACGAGCAAGAUUGAGGACUGGCUAGAUAUGAUGGCGGACCCGGUCAAGCCGUACCUGCCCGCCAUCGGCCGUUUCCUGAUCGUGGUCACCUUCAUCGAGGACUCGCUGCGCAUUCUCACGCAAUGGAGCGACCAGCUGCUCUAUCUCAACGACUACCGGAAGAUUCCCUGGGGAAUCACACACCUCUUCCUCAUCACUAAUGUCAUCGCCAUGGCCGUCUGUUCGACGCUGGUGAUUGCCCGCAAACACACCGAGUAUGCCGUAGCCGGCCUGCUGGGCGUGGUGAUCACACAGGGACUGGGCUAUGGCUUGAUCUUCGACCUGAACUUCUUCCUGCGUAACCUGAGCGUCAUCGGCGGUCUGCUCAUGGUGGUCUCGGACUCGUGGGUGCGCAAGAAGUUCGUCCCCGCCGGCCUGCCUCAGCUCGAUGAGAAGGACCGGAAGAUGUAUGUCCAGUUCGCGGGUCGCGUGCUGCUCAUUUUUCUGUUUGUGGGCUUUGUCUUCUCGGGCCAGUGGAGCUUCUGGCGGGUGCUUGUUAGUCUGUUUGGCUUCGUCGCUUGCAUCAUGGUCGUCGUUGGCUUCAAGGCGAAGUGGAGUGCUAUUAUCUUGGUUGUGCUUCUGAGUGUGUUCAAUGUGUUUGUGAACAACUUCUGGACGCUCCACCCUCACCACCCGAACAAGGACUUUACCAAGUACGACUUCUUCCAGAUCCUGUCCAUCGUCGGCGGACUUUUGCUCCUGGUCAACAUGGGCCCCGGCCAACUCAGCAUGGACGAGAAGAAAAAGGUCUAUUAG